This is a messenger RNA of Hyla sarda, 4051 nucleotides long. It is a transcript of the gene SEL1L, whose product is annotated as SEL1L adaptor subunit of ERAD E3 ubiquitin ligase. The record is from RefSeq and is a predicted model, not a curated record. Gene Ontology annotation, molecular function: protein binding. Gene Ontology annotation, biological process: ERAD pathway. NCBI's taxonomy places the organism in Eukaryota, Metazoa, Chordata, Amphibia, Anura, Hylidae. Gene Ontology annotation, cellular component: endoplasmic reticulum membrane.
UUGGUCGGGCUCGGGGCUCCAGGUUCUAGUUUAGGCCGCGGCUGGAGCCGGGAGCUGUCAGUGCGGAAUGGGCGGCCGGACGGUGCGGGCUCUGCUGCUCCUCGGGCUCUACUGCGGGGUCAUCACGGCUCUGCUGGGGUGCGGGGUCCUGCGGGCUGCGGCCGAUGAUGAAGGAGAAAAUGAUGAGACCUCGGACCUGCCGCACCCCCCCACAGGAGAUCAGUUGGACCCUGAGACUUCACCAUGGUGGACGGAGGAGGAGGAGACCCCCCAGACUCCUGCACCCCUGAACCCAGACCAGGAAACCCCUCAGGAUCCAGAGACAAACGCACAGACAGUCACCUUCCUGGACAACACAGACGUCCCUGAGGGGGGCCCCGGGGCCACGGGUACAGAUGUCCAGAAAUCAGUGAUCACAGCCAUCGGGGGGACGGCGGAGGGAGAGCCCUGUCAUUUCCCCUUCCUCUUCAUGGAGAAGGAAUACGAGGAGUGCACGUCAGACGGCCGGGAGGACGGGCGCCUAUGGUGCGCCACCACCUACGAUUACAAGAGCGACCUGAAAUGGGGCUUCUGCGAAACGGAGGAAGAAGCCGCCCAGAGGCAUCAGAUGCAGGAGGCGGACGACCUGUUCCAGCAGGGGAUGAAGAUGCUGAACGAGAGCACCAAGCGGUCCCAGAGGAGAGAGGCUUACCAAUACUUCCUGAAGGCUUCAGACAUGAAUCACAUGAAAGCCAUGGAGAAGGUGGCCUACGCCUUGUUGUUUGGAGACCCCUUGAAGCAGGAUAUCCCCUCCGCCAAAACUCUUCUGGAGAAACUGACUGAGCAGGGAUCCCCCCGAGGGCAGACGGCUCUUGGUUUCCUCUAUGCAGCCGGUCUUGGUGUGAACUCCAGUCAGGCGAAGGCUCUUAUCUAUUAUACGUUUGGAGCGUUAGGAGGGAACCUCAUUGCACAUAUGGUUCUGGGUUAUCGCUACUGGGCUGGGAUCGGUGUUCUGCAGAGCUGUGAAUCUGCCCUGACACAUUAUCGACUGGUUGCAAAUCACGUGGCCAGUGACAUUUCACUUACCGGAGGAACCGUAGUUCAGAGGAUUCGCCUCCCCGAUGAGGUCGAGAACCCCGGGAUGGCCAGUGGCAUGCUGGAGGAAGAUCUGAUCCAAUACUACCAAUUCCUGGCCGAGAAAGGAGAUGUGCAGGCUCAGGUCGGCCUCGGGCAGCUUCAUCUACAUGGAGGACGUGGUGUAGAACAGAACCAUCAGAGAGCCUUCGAGUACUUCAACCAGGCGGCCAACGCCGGAAACUCGCACGCCAUGGCGUUCCUGGGAAAGAUGUAUUCAGAGGGCAGCGACACUGUGCUGCAGAGCAACGAAACUGCCCUACAGUACUUCAAGAAAGCAGCGGACAUGGGGAACCCCGUGGGGCAGAGCGGUCUGGGUAUGGCGUAUCUGUACGGCCGCGGCGUCCCUGUGAACUAUGACCUGGCGCUGAAGUAUUUCCAGAAGGCUGCGGAGCAGGGCUGGGUGGACGGGCAGCUUCAGCUCGGGUCCAUGUACUACAAUGGCGUCGGAGUGAAGAGAGAUUACAAACAGGCCCUGAAGUAUUUUAACCUGGCGUCUCAGGGGGGUCACAUUUUGGCUUUCUACAACCUGGCUCAGAUGCACGCCACCGGCACCGGAGUCCUGCGCUCCUGCCAAACCGCUGUAGAACUGUUUAAGAACGUGUGUGAACGCGGCCGAUGGUCGGAGAGGCUGAUGACUGCGUAUAACGGCUACAAGAACGGAAACUCCAACACCGCUGUGGUCCAGUACUUGUUACUGGCCGAGCAGGGAUACGAGGUGGCGCAAAGUAACGCGGCCUUCAUCCUGGACCAGAAAGAAGCCUAUCUGUUUGGUGAAAAUGAGACGUACCCGCGCGCUCUCCUGCACUGGAACCGGGCGGCUGCACAAGGAUAUACCGUGGCCCGGCUGAAGCUCGGUGAUUAUCAUUUCUACGGCUACGGGACGGAGAUCGAUUAUGAGACGGCGUUUAUUCAUUACCGGUUGGCGUCGGAGCAGCAGCACAGCGCACAGGCCAUGUUUAAUCUGGGCUACAUGCAUGAGAAGGGGCUGGGCAUUAAACAGGACAUCCACCUCGCUAAGCGGUUUUAUGAUAUGGCGGCUGAAGCCAGUCCAGAUGCCCAGGUCCCGGUCUUCCUGGCGCUGUGUAAACUCGGCUUCUUGUACUCGCUCCAGUAUCUGCAGGAGCUGAAUAUGAAGGAGAUGGUGUCGCAGGUGGAUAUGGAUCAGCUGCUGGGGCCGGAGUGGGACCUCUACCUGAUGACCAUCAUAGCGCUGCUGCUCGGGACCGUCAUCGCGUAUCGCCAACGGCAACCACAGGUGAUUCCGAGACCUCCAACCCCUGCACCGAGACCGCCACAGCAGGAUCAGCCGCCACAGCAGGAAGCGCAGCAGCUGCCGCCGCCUCAGUGACAUCACUGCGUCCUGUGAGUAGAGACCGGAGCUCCUGCAGCAUCACCUGACGUAUGCAACCACUGGGCGACUGACUCCACGCCAGGGUCGUCAUUGUGUUUCCCGUCUCUGCGCUGUCUGAAGAGUCCGGAGGAUUCCGCUAUUUAUUACAGACUCGAUCUCUGGGACUGAUGGGAAAAAUCCAGAACUAUUUCCUCAAUAGGGCCAAAUGCUUUUAUAAUCUGAUCCGAUGUGGGGUCCUCUCUGUCCACCAUCCUGCCACACCACUAGAGGUCACUAGUAUGCGGCUUCUCCCACAUACAUGUUCUGUGCCGGGGGGGGGGGGGGGGGGGUAGCAGGACCCCUCUGUACUGUGGACCCCGGGCCCCCCCCCCCCCCCUGUACCGUGGACGCGGUUAUAUGUGGGGCUCACAGAUCAGCCGCCAUCUCUAGAUGAUUAUUUUUAUAAAGCGCUUGUAAGGGUUUCAAUUGUUCCUUCUUAUUCUCCCCCCCCCCCCCCCUUAAAUUUGGGGUGCAGUCCCUAAGGUGGAACUCUGGGUAAAAGAUAAAAUUUAAAGAGGUAUUCCAGCCCCUAACAGGGUCCCCCCGAUCCACAAUACUCCUGCGCCCCCAUAGACAACCCACUUUAUCUCUCAUCAGGAAGCGUCACAAUCAGAUCCCCCCCCCCCCCCCCCCCCAUAAUGUGAAUAGCGAUUAAGUUUUUAGGGCAGUGUUUCCCAACCAGGGUGCCUCCAGCUGUUGCAAAACUACAACUCCCAGCAUGCCACAGGCUGUGUUCUAGGGGCUGGAAUACCCUUUUAUGUUGUUGAACAGAGUCUUGGUGCCCAGCAGUCCCAAAAAUAUAAUUUACCUCAUCACUGACUGUCACCAGCGACCUGUGCCAGGCAUCACUACCUGAGGGUCAGUACAAUAAGGUGCCCUGGAGAACUUCUCUAUCUUCUUCAUUACCCAUCUCUGCUGCCUUUGGCCUUGAAGAAAACAAAAUGAAAGGUAAGACAACUGUCUAGUCGGCAAGACCCCGGCUGUCCGAGCAUGCUGGGAGUUGUAGUUUUGCAACAUCUAGUAGUUUGAAGACUACUGAUCUAGCAUAAGCUUAGUGAUGCCUGGCACAGACUUCAAUCUAUCCCUCGGGUAGUGAUGCCUGGCACAGACUACAAUCUAUCCCUCUUGUAGUGAUGCCUGGCACAGACUUCAAUCUGCCCCCCCGGUAGUGAGGCCUGGCACAGACUUCAAUCUGCCCUCCGGUAGUGAUGCCUGGCACAGACUUCAAUCUGCCCCCCCGGUAGUGAUGCCUGGCACAGACUUCAAUCUGCCCUCCGGUAGUGAUGCCUGGCACAGGUUGGUAUUGUCGGUGGUGAUGAUGGGGGUUGUAGUUUUUAGUUUCCCGCUGCUAUCAGGACAUUUCAGGAUUUUUGCUCUGUCCGCAGAGGAUUGUGUGACUGCCGCCCGUCACAUGACUAUUGGACUCUCUCCUGUGGGGCGAGUUGUCGCUGAUUCCUGGCGGUGGCGCCGCUGUGAGGGGUCAGGGUUCAGCGCUGUCGCUCUCUGGCUUGUGAGUUUUAUUUAAGUAAUAAAAUCAGAAAAAGA